AUGCCCUCUCACUCAACCCCUGCCGCCGUGACCAUCGCCAUAUUCAUAUCAGUUAUAGUCCUCUUCUUCCUGAACGUCGUCUCCGCUUCCCCACUCCCGAUUUCUUCUCGAGGUACCGUCGACGGCAUGAACAUGACAGCGAAUGCCACCACGAUCAUACACACCCCGCAACUAUCGGCGGCCCCGGUACAAGGUAACGGCACCGCAGCUGAUGCGGGAGGUGAGCAUCGCCACGACCCCUCUGGAACUGUCAGCACUGUCCUCGGAGUGAUAGCCCUGGUCGCGUUGGUUCUGGUGUGGGCGGCUGUUGCCUGGGGGAGGAAGGAUCGUGUGAGGCAACACCGAUAG
Messenger RNA from Sordaria macrospora k-hell, 348 nucleotides. RefSeq lists its product as uncharacterized. The record is from RefSeq and is a predicted model, not a curated record. NCBI's taxonomy places the organism in Eukaryota, Fungi, Ascomycota, Sordariomycetes, Sordariales, Sordariaceae.